CCGCUCAGAGUGAGCGCUCUGUUUUUCCUCCCACUCUACUCUGCUCAGACUCAGACACGCGGCGGCUUUAGCUUUUGUGAGGGAGCAUUGAUUGUUGUGGUUCCUUCUCUCAAUCCGGAGAAAGUUCGCCUCACUCUCAGUUCAUUUGAUUUUUCAGUUAUUUUAAACUAUGGCUGACUCACAAGAGGACAAGCUUUACAUUGCGGAAUAUGCUAAAAGUGGCCGUGCAUCGUGCAAGAAAUGCAAAGACAACAUAGCUAAAGACUCUCUGCGGAUGGCUAUUAUGGUGCAGUCGCCCAUGUUUGACGGGAAGGUGCCGCACUGGCAUCACUUCUCGUGCUUCUGGCAGCGUGCAGCAGCCCACUCCACUGCGGACAUAGGAGGCUUUUCUGGGCUGCGCUGGGAAGAUCAGGAGAAGAUCAAAAAGGCCAUCGAGAGUGGUGGGUCCAUCUCAGCAGGAAAAGGGGACAAAAAAAGUGGUGCCAAAGGAGAGAAAACACUCAAUGACUUUGCAGUGGAAUAUGCAAAGUCUAACCGCAGCACAUGUAAAGGUUGUGAGCAGAAAAUAGAAAAGGAUCAGAUCCGUGUGUCGAAGAAAACCGUGGACCCAGAGAAGCCUCAACUGGGUCUGAUUGACCGCUGGUACCACACAGCCUGUUUUGUGAGCCGCAGAGAAGAACUGGCCUUCAAGACUGAGUACAGCGCAGCACAGCUGAAGGGAUUUGCUGCACUUCGGGCUGAGGACCAGGCAGAGCUCAAUAAGAGGCUCCCUGCUGUCAAGUCGGAUGGGAAAAGAAAAGGGGAUGAGUUGGAUGGAGUAUCAAAAAAACAGAAGCUUGAAGAGGAAGAAGAAAAGAAAAAACUAGAAGAACAACUGAAGAAUCAAAGUCAGUUGAUUUGGGGCAUCAAGGACAAGCUGAGAAAGAACUGCUCUGCAAAUGACAUGAAGGAGCUUCUGAUUGCAAAUGGACAAGAAGUUCCAUCAGGAGAGUCUAAUGUGGUUGACCGUUUGGCUGAUGGGAUGGCCUUUGGUGCCCUCAAACCUUGCAAGGAGUGCUCAGGCCAGCUGGUGUUCAAGGGGGAUGCAUAUCACUGCACCGGGGACAUCUCAGCGUGGACCAAAUGUGUGUUCAAAACCAAAACGCCUGCCCGCAGUGAUUGGAUCAUUCCCAAGGAAUUUCAUGAGGUUCCUUUCCUUAAGAAAUUCAAAUUUAAGAAGCAAGAUAGAGUAUUCCCCAAAGAAGCUCCUACGCCUCCCCCAGCCAUCGUUAAAGCUGAACCAAAGGCGAGUGCAUCCAGUGCCCCAAUGGAAGCAAUGCUGGAGGCACCACCAGAUAAACCCCUCACUGGUAUGAAGUUCUUGACCAUUGGCAAACUGACCAAAAACAAGGAUGACUUAAAAAUUUCUGUAGAGGAGCUUGGUGGGAAAAUAACUGGGACUGUUAAUAAGGCUUCCCUCUGCCUCAGCACAAAGAAGGAAGUGGAAAAGAUGAGCAAAAAGAUGGAGGAAGUGAGAGAUGCUGGUGUGCGUGUAGUGGCUGAAGACUUUCUGACAGAUAUCAAGUCAUCCGGGAAAGCCCUCCAAGAACUGGUCUCUAUCCAUGCCAUUUCACCUUGGGGUGCAGAGGUGAAAGUGGAAAACAAAGCUGCAACAGUGUCCUCAAAGUCCGGGGCUGUGGCUAGCAAGAGCACCGGACAAAUCAAGGAGGAGGAAGGUGGACACAAAUCUAAAAAGAUGAAGCUUACCGUGAAAGGAGGAGCAGCUGUAGAUCCAGACUCCGGUUUGGAGAACAGUGCGCAUGUCUUGGAGCAGGGGGGGAAAAUGUACAGUGCAACGUUAGGCCUUGUGGACAUUGUCAAAGGGAUGAACUCCUACUACAAACUUCAGCUGCUUGAGGAUGAUGUGCAAAAACGAUACUGGGUCUUCAGAUCAUGGGGCAGAGUUGGCACCACUAUUGGAGGGAACAAGCUUGACAAGUUCCAUGAUAAGAACUCUGCAUUGGACAAUUUCCUGGUUGUGUACAAGGAAAAGACUGGCAAUGACUGGAGUUGUUCAAAUUUUACGAAGUAUCCUAACAAGUUCUAUCCAUUAGAGAUUGAUUACGGACAGGAUGAGGAAGCUGUCAAGAGGCUGACUGCUACAGCUGGGGUCAAAUCUAAACUAGCCAAACCUGUUCAAGACUUGAUCAAGAUGAUUUUUGAUGUUGAGAGUAUGAAGAAGGCCAUGGUGGAAUUUGAGAUUGAUCUCCAAAAGAUGCCUCUUGGAAAGUUGAGUAAGAGGCAGAUUCAGAGUGCUUAUGCUCUCCUUACAGAAGUACAACAGGCUGUAACAGAUAGCGUUCCUGAGUCUCAGAUAUUAGACUUGUCUAAUCGCUUCUACACACUAAUACCUCAUGACUUUGGAAUGAAAAAGCCUCCCCUUCUCAACAACCUUGACUACAUUCAGGCUAAAGUACAGAUGUUGGAUAAUCUAUUGGAUAUUGAAGUUGCAUACAGUUUGCUGAGGGGUGGCGCCCAGGAUAAUGAUAAUGAUCCCAUUGACAUUAACUAUGAAAAACUUAAAACAAAGAUUGAGGUUGUUGACAAAGCUACACAAGAGGCAGAAGUCAUUAUGCAAUAUGUCAAGAACACACAUGCUGCUACUCACAAUACUUACACACUGGAGGUGGAAGAAAUCUUCAAAAUCAACCGAGAGGGUGAACGCCAGCGCUAUCGGCCAUUUGAAGAGUUACACAAUCGACAGCUCCUAUGGCAUGGUUCACGUACCACUAAUUAUGCAGGUAUCUUGUCUCAGGGUCUGCGUAUUGCUCCGCCAGAAGCACCAGUGACUGGUUACAUGUUUGGCAAAGGUGUAUACUUCGCCGACAUGGUCUCGAAAAGUGCCAAUUACUGUCACACAUCACAGUCUGACCCUGUAGGUCUUUUGCUGUUGGCUGAAGUUGCCCUUGGAAACAUGCAUGAACUAAAAAAGGCUGCUCAUGUUACAAAACUGCCAAAGGGAAAACACAGCGUUAAAGGUAUGGGUAGAACCGCUCCAGAUGCAAAUGCUACUGUCUCAUUAGAGGGAGUACAAGUACCUUUGGGAAAAGGUGUCAAUACAAACAUUGACGACACAAGUCUGCUCUACAAUGAAUACAUUGUUUAUGAUGUAGCACAAGUAAAUCUGAAGUAUCUGCUCAAGAUUAAGUUUAACUACCAAACAUCUCUGUGGUGAGAAGACCAUGUUCAGAUUUUCUCCAUCAAUGUACACACCACAGACGACUUUUGGAUCUCCAACAAAAGCUGUACUGUGUUACAAUGUUUUCAGAAAAUGUAUUUAGUCACUUUAAUAAAUUCACCUAUAGCUGUUAGCAGUGUCAAUUUGGCUUUGGGUAGGUCUACUUGGAUACCUAAAAAAGA
This is a messenger RNA of Periophthalmus magnuspinnatus, 3399 nucleotides long. It is a transcript of the gene parp1, whose product is annotated as poly (ADP-ribose) polymerase 1. Gene Ontology annotation, cellular component: nucleus. Gene Ontology annotation, molecular function: NAD+ poly-ADP-ribosyltransferase activity; DNA binding; NAD binding. The coding region runs from base 170 to 3214 and encodes 1014 amino acids. The record is from RefSeq and is a predicted model, not a curated record. Lineage: Eukaryota; Metazoa; Chordata; Actinopteri; Gobiiformes; Gobiidae. The transcript has 22 exons.